GUAAUGUUCGUUUAACAGUCGUGGUCGUCUUCUGUGUUCAACCCUAACGCUUAUUCGGCUACACCAUUUUCUUCCGUUUGUAAACAUUUGGAGAUGCGCGCGCAGCUUAAUGAUUUUAAUGCCUUUCUGACGGUUAAAGUCAAGAUGGCAGAAGUGAUGGAGGCCUCCGUCUCUGACAGGAAAGAGGAGGGUGCAGCAGCCAAUCAGGGAGAAGAUGGACCAAAGUUAAAAAGAGCAUCACUGAAAAGAAAGUCGGAGGUGAAAACAAAAAAGCAGAAAAGGGUCCGGUUAUCCAGAUCUCAUCAGCCCGACUACACCGUCCACCAAGGAGAGGACAUGCUCCUGGUCAUAUCCAACGCCUCGUCUCAGUACAUUGGCUCAGGCUGGACUCCCAGGAAGAAAGGAAGCAGAAAGAGGAAGGUGGCUACAGGGAAGUUCAGACCAAACCAGAUGAGGACAAAAAAGACAACCGGUUCCAAACCUAAACUGGAAAAUGGUCCUGCUAAGGAGGACAAUUGGGUCAAGAAACCGUCUGUGUCUCAGACAGACGUGAGGGACAGAUGGGGACAAACUCUACCUGAAGAGGUGCUGGUCAAUAUCUUUCAGAUGGUGGUUGUUCAGGAUGGCGCCGUGCCAUUUUUAUGCAGGGUGGGAAGAGUCUGCCGCCUGUGGAACGCUGCAGCCUCCAGCCCGGUUCUGUGGCGCCGGGUCACCGUGGGUCACUGCUGGGUCGAUCCAGGCAAGAUUCGGCUUCCCAACACUGAGAGGAAGAUUCAGGACACCGUUACCUGGCUGGCACAGAACAGGUUCUCGCAGCUGAGAGACUUUUCUCUCUGUCACUGGAAGAAAAACGCUGACUUCAUGAUAGAGGCGGUGUCACGGUUCUGUCCGCAGCUCCGCUCCCUCCGGCUGUCCUACUGUAAAAGCGUGACGGCCAAGGCCUUCCGCUGCCUGGGUCUGCACAGCCGCUGCCUCCAGAGCAUCGACCUGCAGCAGUCGGAGUUUCAGGUUGAAGGGCUGCUGGAGUUUCUGGAAAAUCACGGGAAGCAGAUCAGACAGAUCCUGUUCACCCACGGACUGAAGAAUGACCGCGUCCUGGCAGCCGUCUCUCGGGGAUGCUGUCCGGACCUGGAGCUGCUGGAAGUCAACAAAAGGCUGGACAGUAAAGACGGGGAACUUCCUGUUUGUAUGCAGCAGCUCCAGAUGGCGUGUCCCAAACUGAAGACGUUCCGGAUGCUAAACGUCAGACCUCUCCAUAAGAUGAUGCGUAACGGCGCCGCUUCAUCGACCGGCUCAGGCUUCCCGCUGCUGGAGGAGCUUUGCAUCGCCACUACAGCGUAUUCCUACAUGACCGACCGGGAUUUGAGGGAGGUUCUGUUCGGAUCCACCAAACUGAGAGUUCUGGAUCUGCGAGGCUGCUCCAGGAUCACGCCUUCCGCUCUGGCAGCGCUUCCAUGUCCCGAACUCGAGUGUCUGUUCUGGGGUCAGUACAGCAGCCAGUUCAGGUCUUCAUCUAUGAUGAGCGGGCUUACCUUGCUGACCCAGAAGUGGGGGCCGACUCUGCAGCAGCUUGACAUCGCUAACCAGCCCUUCACUGAGGAGGACCUGGAGUUAGCAAUGAGUUACCUCACUCAGACAUCGGAGGCAGAAACGUUACGCUUUCUGAACCUGAGUGGGACCAGAAUCACUCCACCUGCCCUCAGGUCAGUCGUCAGACAGAUGACGGCUCUGAAUUAUCUCAACCUGUCAUCCUGCCGUUAUCUUCCAAGAGGAUUGAAGAAAAUUUAUCGCAGCCAAGAAGAAAUCUGUGAGCUGUUGGACAAACUGGAGGGCUUGCCAGAACAGCACCACCUUAUCUUGCAGAGCUUUUAAUAAGGUAGGUUCCUACUCGACCUCUCCACUCUGCAGAGAAGGACUUAUUGGUUGAGCCUAGGUUUAACUGCAGGUUUCGAGGGGAGCACGCCUUUGCAAUACUGAUACCAAGACUGUGGAACAAACUCCCACCAAAUAUUAACUCAUUCGCUGCCAGCCAUUUCCUGAGCGGUAAAGCCCUUCGCUGCCAGUGUUUCUCACCGUUUUUACAGUUUUUUUAAGAGUCAGAACGUUGCGCGCUAGGAUGAUGUCAAAGCCAAAACAAAGUGGAGACUUGCCUCUUAGAUCAGGAAGAAUCCGUGUGUUUCGAGCGUUAUCCUUUCUUUCAUAAUCCGUUGUUGAAUUGUGAUCGGCAGAAGCUUUUCCGGUUCGCGCCUCUCUUUUCUUUUGCAGCAGCGGCCCAAAACGAUCUCCUAACACAUGGAUGUUCCGCUUCCUGAUCACGUGACGUGUGACGCAUGCGGAUGAAGAUCAGCUUUAGAGCUGAGAUGUUUGUUCUCACGGUGUGGGGGCUCGUCCGACGCCCACACAGUAAAAACAUGUAAAUCACGACCUUAGUCGUCAUUGGCAGUGAAUGAGUUAAUAAUAAUUAUCUACUGUCUGGAGUUUUAAAGCUUAAUUUAAGCAAUAUUACAAAUCUAGUAAAUUUGAUACUCUUUUGGUUUUAUUAUUUUUCUGGUAAUAUUCUUGGAUUGUUUUUAUAUUUUUUAUUGUUUGUAGGCAUUAUGUGCAUUUAGAUUUAAUUGUUUUUAUUGCUUUUUAAGUCUUAUGACAUCCAUUUUUAGUGUGGUCUUAUUGUUGUCUCUAAUUUUAAUGUAUAUGAUCUAUGAUGUUAUCAUGUACUGCUCUUGGCUGGUGGCAUUAAGGUGCUUUAUAAAGAAAUGAAAUGAAAUUGAAAUGUUUAUAAAUUUUGCAUGAUCACAGUUUUUUUUCAUAUGUAGAUGGAUGCGAUAGUCCGGUAAAGGGCCUGUAUUUGAUAUAGCACCUUCUAAAGUCAUAUAGGAAACGUUAAACUAAGUUGCAUAAUGAGCUGAACUCAAUUGGAACGUUUACUGUGUGAAGUUACCUGAAAGGCCCGGUUUUCCAUUUAGAGCCAAUGGAUGCAUCAUAGUCUGUCAUGGAUGAAGGUAAAUGACAGACCAGCUUGUAGCCGGGUUCUGUCCUUGCUCAAAAUUUGGACUUUUCAAAACGCUUUUAGCUUUUUCACAGACCUGCUGACCUGUAUGCAACAUGGCUUCAACCCGACGACAGCCUCCCGUGUCACCUUUACUCUCCAUUACAGUCGUUUACAGAGCAGUUUUAUAUGGAAUACCCCGCCUCCUGAAAUAACUUUAAUAAAUGAUCACAGCAGGUUCAAAGCAAAUCUUAAGAAACUGGUCAUACAUAAAGAUUUGAAACUAGAGAAAAGAUCUUGUUACUCUAAUCGAUUUGAAGGAAUUUGUGACGUAUCUGUUGGUUUCUCCGUUGAUUUAUUUUAUUUUUAGUGUUUUAAUAUUUAUUUUACUUUGUUUUAUUAACUGAUACGUCUGUUUUAAAUGUUUUUUUUGCUCUUUUUAUCUUACACUGUAAUAAUGUACAUGCUUUUAUUUUGAGUGGAGCGGACCCCUGGAAGAACAUUCCUCACUACGGUGACGGCGAUCCUUAAAUAAACAAAUGAACAAAG
Molecule: messenger RNA, 3535 nt
Organism: Nothobranchius furzeri (turquoise killifish)
Lineage: Eukaryota; Metazoa; Chordata; Actinopteri; Cyprinodontiformes; Nothobranchiidae
Gene: fbxl6
Product: F-box and leucine-rich repeat protein 6
Biological process (GO): SCF-dependent proteasomal ubiquitin-dependent protein catabolic process
Cellular component (GO): SCF ubiquitin ligase complex
Molecular function (GO): protein binding
Source: RefSeq, a predicted model, not a curated record